This is a messenger RNA of Anopheles nili, 2130 nucleotides long. RefSeq lists its product as uncharacterized. Lineage: Eukaryota; Metazoa; Arthropoda; Insecta; Diptera; Culicidae. The coding region runs from base 90 to 2033 and encodes 647 amino acids. The transcript is spliced from 6 exons. Gene Ontology annotation, molecular function: protein binding. The record is from RefSeq and is a predicted model, not a curated record.
CCCAGAUACACCGUGCACAAGCCAGUUUGCCAGAGCUGGCCUUGCAGUGACUCGCGCUGUCUUCAAUCGAUCAUCAUGAUAGUGUCGUGAUGGAAUCCGGUAGCCUCAUCGUCAACCAUUCGCCCGCCACUAUAUCGAGAGCAUUUCUGAAUGAGCGUUCCUCCUCGAUGACAAUUCUUCCAUCACAUGGAAAGCUGCAUCAACAUCCUCCGAGAAUGUCACAACUGGAAACCUUAGAAGCAAAGAUGGCGAACAUUGAGGUGUCGCUGUGUGCCGGAACCCCACGAAGAAGAAAAGGAACAUCCUUGGGAGGGUCCUUGUCGGCUCGCUCCUCACCUCGACCGGAAUCGGCACCCUCACGUGAACUCCGAUCAGCCCUACAGGAUCGUGAAGCGGUCAUACAGAGCCUGCGGCUGCAGCUCGGCUUGGGAAAGCUGCCCCGCCCGACAGGACCUCCGCUGGAUGAAACUGAACGACCGGUGGCCGAACAGCGCCUAGCGAAGUUGAAAUCGGACGCCGAAACGAAGCGACAUGUGAUCAAAAGCUUGAAAUCAGCGCUGGAAAAGCUCGACGUGACGGAUAACAUCGACGUACGCAUCCGGCAGGCCGAGCUAGAGUACGCCUUGGGUCGCGAAGAGCUGCAGCUGUUGUCGUUGGUCGAAGAAGCGCGGGCUCUUCAGGGUCGGCUAGAUAAACCAAAACACGAACCAAAUACACUGCACGGUCUGCUGCAGUCGGGCGCCAGUCUAAGCCUGUUGGCUGUCCGUGCAUCGACGGGCCGUUGGAAUGCCAGCACCCGGAAUGAACAGCCCGGCUUCUGGGUCGACUGGGUAUUGGAUGGCGAGAGUCUUCAGCGAGGAGAUCGCAUCAUUGAGAUCAACGGUAAAGCGAUCGGAGGGCGCAACCGUGAGGAGAUGGUGCGUGCUAUCGGUUCUCAUUCCAAAUCGGAUGUGGUUGUGGCAAGAGUUCGCAAAACACCACCUAGCGGCUUGGGAGCCUUGUCUCAGCAGUCACUGCAGCAAUCGCAAGCGGACAAUGUUCGACUACAGCAUCGCAUCUCGUACCUCGAGGAUCAAGUGAAGGAGUUGCUGACUGCGAAGGAACACGGAACGAUCCGCACCGGUGGGGUGGCCGUGAACGGAAGUGGCGGAGCGCACAUCACGUCCAUUAGCAUCACGUCUCCACCGUCGACGCCUCCGGAGGGUAAAACACCACAACCACCGCACAUUUACAACUACAUCGACGAGCGAGGAUCACCGCCACGUAACGGCAGCCCAGGACACGUCACGACGACCACCAUCAUUAAGGAAUGCGAUCGAAUCAACGGCGAGCUGACGAACGGCGGAUCAGACGUGCUGAAGUACAACCUCAGGAACUCGCUCUCAUCGUCGAAGAUCUGUAUUAAUGGCGGUGUCAGUGAAUCGCUGGCGGCUCAGUACUACAGUCGUAAGGAACGGGACAAGCGUGAGCGUGAGUCACGUCGGUUGGAUCGAGAACGCUACUUGCAGCAGUUCGGAGCGAAGCUGCAGCGCAGCACUACCGAUCUGGAAAACGACUCCGAUCGGGGUCGGUUGCUGCAACACAGCCACAUUCGCAAUCACGCCCGUAGUGUGGAGCACUUGAACGGUGACCGGAAGCGUUUGGUGGCGGCGGCCACAAUCGACAGUGCCACGACGGGACGUCGAGGUGACAUUCGCACGGUGAAGAGUCUGGACUUUGAGUCCGAUACGAACGAUCAGUACGCUUCGGAACCGUCUGGACCGGUGGGAAAGCAUGGUGUUGGUGUACGGCCCGCACCACCUAAGAAACCGCUGCGUUUGUCGUUGCAACGCGCCCAGAGCCUGCAGACUGUGGAUGGGUUGAUGCUGGAAGCGAUGAACGCUGCCAACGGGCAUGAUAGAAAGCGGGCGAUGAAACGAUCUCACAAGAGUGGCACCAAAGCCAUUGACUCGAGCGUGACGGCCACGGUGCAAUACAUCGAGAACAGCGUCCCGAUGCAGACGGCUUCAUUGGGCCGGCAAAAGUAUAUUUAAUGUGGCACGGGAUCUUGGGGUCUGGCAAAUUGUUAUCUUGCGUACUAUUACUGAGACAAUGGGGGAGAUUUAUUGGCAACCCCUUAAAAGAAAUGAA